Nelumbo nucifera (sacred lotus) is the source of this 959-nucleotide messenger RNA. Its product is annotated as V-type proton ATPase 16 kDa proteolipid subunit. Gene Ontology annotation, molecular function: proton-transporting ATPase activity, rotational mechanism. The record is from RefSeq and is a predicted model, not a curated record. NCBI's taxonomy places the organism in Eukaryota, Viridiplantae, Streptophyta, Magnoliopsida, Proteales, Nelumbonaceae. Gene Ontology annotation, biological process: proton transmembrane transport. Gene Ontology annotation, cellular component: proton-transporting V-type ATPase, V0 domain.
UCAUUUCAAUCUACUUCAGUGUUAGGACGCGGGAGCGCGUGAAGGAGAAGGAGAGAGAGAAUCAGAGAAGCAAUUCCUAAUCUCUCCACUUCGUAGAUCCGCUAGUUGUAACUGUAGAUUCAAUCUCGAAAAUGUCUUCUACAUUCAGCGGCGAUGAAACUGCUCCGUUCUUUGGCUUCCUCGGCGCUGCAGCUGCCCUAGUUUUCUCAUGUAUGGGAGCUGCUUAUGGAACGGCAAAAAGUGGUGUUGGCGUGGCCUCCAUGGGUGUUAUGAGGCCAGAGCUGGUGAUGAAGUCAAUUGUUCCCGUCGUUAUGGCUGGUGUUCUGGGUAUUUAUGGAUUGAUUAUUGCUGUUAUAAUCAGUACUGGAAUUAACCCUAAGGCCAAGUCUUAUUACCUUUUUGAUGGUUAUGCACACCUUUCAUCUGGCCUUGCUUGUGGCCUUGCUGGGCUUUCGGCUGGAAUGGCAAUCGGUAUCGUUGGUGAUGCUGGUGUCAGAGCAAAUGCACAGCAACCAAAGCUCUUCGUUGGGAUGAUUCUUAUCCUUAUCUUUGCUGAAGCCCUUGCCCUCUAUGGACUCAUUGUUGGAAUCAUCCUCUCCUCACGAGCUGGCCAAUCCAGAGCAGACUAAGAGAGGUUUAUUGCCCUUUGUUCUUGUAUGGUCUACUGCAAUUGUUUCGCAACCCAUUCUUCUUAUGGUAGUUAAGCGUAUACUUAAUAGACUCAUUCUGGAUGUAGAUUGUUCCACAACCUUCAUUAGUUAGUUGCUUUUUGCUGGUUGUAGAUUUGGGAAUGAGUUGCUUCCCCUAAAUAAAGCCUUCGGAUCUGUUUUUGUUCGUUCAUCUAUUGCACUUUGCAGAUGUAAAACCUAUACUGGUGAAGAUACUAUCAUUUCCGACUUGGUUUCCAUACGACAGUGGUAUUUGUAUUUAGUGCAAGCUACAUGCUUUUUAAUUUUGAA